Molecule: messenger RNA, 264 nt
Organism: Spirometra erinaceieuropaei
Lineage: Eukaryota; Metazoa; Platyhelminthes; Cestoda; Diphyllobothriidea; Diphyllobothriidae
Source: the annotation of a GenBank genome assembly
AUGAGCCUCCGCCUGCCUAAUAGAAGGUCCAACUUCGUCACCAUUAUCAGCGCCUGCGCCCCAACAAUGACCGGCUCAGACGAGAUGAAGUCCAAGUUCUGCGAAGACCUGCUCAACCUCCUGGAGUCUGUGCCUAGGGCGAAUAAGUCAAAUGUCCUUGUUGACUUCAAUGCCCUCGUUGGGACUAACUGUAUUUCCUGGAGGCGAGAUCUGGGUCCUCGCGGAAUCGCCGGCUACCACGGCGAACCAAAGAACCAGCGCUGA